This is a messenger RNA of Aspergillus pseudotamarii, 2576 nucleotides long. RefSeq names its product putative heat shock trehalose synthase. The coding region runs from base 159 to 2171 and encodes 670 amino acids. The record is from RefSeq and is a predicted model, not a curated record. NCBI's taxonomy places the organism in Eukaryota, Fungi, Ascomycota, Eurotiomycetes, Eurotiales, Aspergillaceae. The transcript is spliced from 6 exons.
UUCUUUACUCAGAAGACGGCUUGUGCGGUCCGGAGCCGAGCAAGGCAAAGUACGAAACGGAAGUCACCCUCGAAUAAAACACAUUAGCUGGUGAUUCAGACCUAUUGAUACUUGUUCGCAUCCAUCCAAAAAGCUGUUUGUGCUGAUAGUCGCAUCCAAUGUUUUCGAACUCGAAAGUUGAGUUUCCGAUCCCCAUCGGCGGACAAUCCUCUCGGGAUAAUUCUUGGUGCGGUCCUCCGUCACAUAUUGUUUAUGCGGGAAUAUCGGAGCUUGUGACCGAAGGCUCAGAUGGCAAGGUUACACUUGCCAUUCGCAAUGCCACGCAGCUGGUGGACUUCUUCGUGUAUAGGCUGGUAAUUCAUGGUGGCCAUGUACUUUCCUUUGCGUCGAGCGAGUUUAUAUCCCAUCUACGAAGCUAUGGAAAGAAGAAUAGGACGAAGAUAGUCGCCGUGGCCGUACCGCAAACCCUUGUCAACAAAUGGCCAUCACUAUGCUCCCAUCUCUGGAAAGACCUUGAUGCCGUCCCUUUGGUGCUGGAGUGUAAAGACCGUAUUAGGGAGAAAGAUGAGCCCGGCGAGCUCGCUACGUUUCGAGGUUGGGAGAGAAAGGAGUUCGAUGAACAAGCAGAUUCCAUGGCGCGCAAAUGUUUACGGUCAUUUGGUAUUGGGCACGUCCUGCACAAUCAUAUCUGUGCUGACGGGAUGGUUGAGGUUGACAAGGGCUUUCGUGUUCACGUUGGAGAUAAACGGGAUUAUGAGGAGACCGUGCAUCCGGACACAUGGAGUAUUGUCCAGGGCCUUGCAAAUGACCUCAUGGACAGGAAGGUUAAAAUAGCAAUUUUCAGCAUGACAUGUGAAGGAAAGCCUGAUGUGCAUACAAGGCACGCUUUGGUCAGAUUCUCUCAGAAGCUUGGAGUAGACACGAAAUGGUAUGUCCCGAAGCCACGGCCCAGUAUAAUUCAAAUUGUAAGGAAGAUGGAAAAUAUUAUGGAAGGUUUGACUGGACCGGACGAAUACCUUGGGACAGAUGACGAGCUACAGCUCCUGGAGUUCGCCUAUGAAAAUGCGAGGAGAUACUGGCUACGAGAAGAUGGGCCCCUGCGGCCUCGCCCAGAGGGUGGCGCAGACGUGGUGAUAAUUGAUAGCGCACCCCUGUUGACGUUGGCACUCCUAGCGAAGCAGUGCGACCCGGAAAGACCAGUUAUUUUUGAAAAUAGAUUGCACGUUCAGCAACAGAGAUUGCUGGAGGAUCCGACAAGCCCACAGACUCGCGUGUGGGAAUUUGUGAAAACAAGGUUAAAGCAUGUCGAUAUUCUAGUCUCCCAACUGCCUCGUGAACUCACACCUUCCAUCAUGCCGGAUAGGAAUGUCGGGUAUAUACCGGUUACUGUCGACCAAUUCGACGGAUUAAAUAAAAACAUCGCGGCCAAUGACAUCACCUUCUAUGGACGGGAGUUCAACUCCCUAUGCAGGAUAUUGGGAUCCCCUACCACGUCGUACCCUGAAGAGGAAUAUAUUCUCCAUCUCUCACAGUUAAGACCAGGAGACGGGACAAUUCCUCUGCUCGAUGCGUAUGCCACCUUUUGCAAGGGAUAUAUCGGAACGCAACAUGGUGCAGCCCUACCUAAGCUGCUAAUUUGUCACCACGGCCCAUCUAAAAGCCCUGAAAACUCGCUUACCUACGACCGCUUGCUGGCAUAUAUCAACACUAACAUGAAGGACCUCGCAGAUCAAGUCUGUAUUGUGCAGGCCGGUCCUCAGGAUCAGAUGUGGAACACGCUCUUGACGGAGGCCCGUGUUCUCGUUCAAUUGUCUAUGGUCCAUGGAAUACCAGAGGUCCUUCUAUGGGCUCACCAGAAGGGGAAGCCUGUAAUCACUAGCAAAGAAGCAGGAUUAUUUUCAUUCCUAUACAACAUGCCAAACGUUUUCCCAGUUGAUAGUGGGGACAUUAACACCGUCUCGUCACAUUUAUUUCAUCUUUUCACUGACAAAGACCUCUACGCACGGGCUGUUUCAAACGCCCCACAAAGACUACCAGAUGGCCUGACUACAGUUGGCAAUGCAGCCGCUUGGAUGUUUCUGGCCUCGAAGGUAUCGCGCCUGGGUACUUUUGAACCAAAUGGAGAAGAUAUAGAUAGGUUAGCACUCCGGGAGGGGGGGUCGUAUACUUGAAACGUUCUGUGAAUAUUGAUUGUCACUUUGUAUUGUGUGUUCUUUGGUGACUGCCAAAUGGAACUAUCGUAAUGCGAUGGGGAAAUGGCAUUAAAGAAAUUGAGUUGGAGGCCCAACUUUAGCAGUUGCGGCUGCUGACGCUGCCUCUUGAGAUCGAUAGGAGUCCACAUAAUGAGUGUAAUCAUGACUCUGCUGUCUAGCUGUAAGAAUGACGAAUAUCCGUCGGUGCCCAUGAAGUAAGCACGCCUGCCAUUUAAUAACCAAUCGGCCAUAGAUUCAUUAGACCUUCUAGUUAACAACGCCAAUCAGGGGCCAGGCGUGAGCCAAAAGCCAAAUCCUACCUAUUUUGUGACGAGAAGUCAGCCCAUGGUACAGACUCCCUUUGGUUAAGAAAGACUUAGUAUA